This is a messenger RNA of Cyprinodon variegatus (sheepshead minnow), 2053 nucleotides long. RefSeq names its product aldehyde dehydrogenase 7 family member A1 (gene aldh7a1). The transcript is spliced from 2 exons. The record is from RefSeq and is a predicted model, not a curated record. Bases 90 to 1718 code for a protein of 542 amino acids. Gene Ontology annotation, molecular function: aldehyde dehydrogenase (NAD+) activity. NCBI's taxonomy places the organism in Eukaryota, Metazoa, Chordata, Actinopteri, Cyprinodontiformes, Cyprinodontidae.
CAAGCACAGAAGUAACGCUUCCUUUAAGUGAGCGAGUACUUCCCUGCUCUUGACUGGACGUGGCCUAGUCGUCUGAACACCAACCAUCCAUGCAGCGCUGCCUUACUCUGACCCUUGCCCGGCACAGCAGGCUACUUUUGAGCAAUAAAUUAGCUUCUGUUCACUGCCGCCAGUCAGCAGCCAUGUCGAGUCUCCUCAUCAACCAGCCCAAAUACUCCUGGCUGAAGGAGCUGGGUUUAUCUGAGGACAACCUUGGUGUUUACAACGGAAGCUGGGGAGGCAGCGGGGAAGUAGUCACGUCCUACUGCCCCGCCAACAAUGAGCCAAUAGCGAGAGUUACCCAGGCAACUUUGGCAGAAUACGAAGAAACGGUCCAGAAGGCGAGGGAGGCCUGGAAGGUGUGGGCAGAUAUUCCAGCUCCAAAAAGAGGGGAGAUUGUGAGGCAGAUUGGGGAUGCAUUAAGAAAGAAAAUCAAAGUGCUUGGAAGUUUGGUUUCUCUAGAAAUGGGUAAGAUCUAUGUUGAAGGAGUGGGCGAAGUCCAGGAGUACGUUGAUGUCUGUGAUUAUGCAGUGGGUCUGUCAAGAAUGAUUGGUGGGCCUAUUCUUCCCUCUGAAAGACCCGGACAUGCUCUUCUGGAGCAGUGGAACCCAGUUGGUCUUGUCGGCAUCAUAACUGCCUUCAAUUUCCCUGUGGCUGUAUAUGGAUGGAACAACGCCAUCGCCCUGACCUGUGGCAACGUCUGCCUUUGGAAGGGUGCCCCAACCACCCCUCUCACUAGUGUUGCAGUCACCAAAAUUGUGGCAGAGGUGCUAGAACAAAACAAUCUGCCCGGGGCUAUCUGCUCCAUGACCUGCGGAGGCGCUGAUAUCGGCACCGCCAUGGCAAAGGAUGAACGUGUGGAUCUUCUGUCUUUCACUGGAAGCACCCAUGUUGGCAAGCUUGUAGCAAUGAUGGUGCAGGAAAGAUUCGGACGCAAGUUGCUGGAGCUCGGUGGAAACAAUGCUAUUAUCGUGUUUGAGGAUGCAGACCUCAACCUUGUGGUUCCUUCUGCCGUCUUUGCUUCGGUAGGAACUGCUGGGCAACGUUGCACCACAACUAGGAGGCUGAUGCUUCAUGAGAGUGUCCAUGACACAGUGGUUGAGAGGAUAGCUAAGGCCUACAAACAAGUUCGAAUUGGAGACCCUUGGGAUCCAAGUACUCUCUACGGCCCUCUGCACACCAAACAAGCUGUGGAACAGUAUCUGUCUGCAAUCGCACAGGCCAAGCAGCAGGGUGGUACUGUGGUUUGUGGGGGGAAGGUGAUGGAUCGCCCUGGAAAUUAUGUUGAGCCCACUAUCAUCACAGGAUUGCCUCAUGACGCACCCAUCGUCCACACCGAAACCUUUGUCCCAAUCCUCUACGUCCUCAAGUUCAAGACAGAAGAGGAGGCGUUUGCUUGGAACAACGAGGUCAAGCAGGGUCUGUCCAGCAGCAUCUUCACCAAAGAUAUGGGCAGAGUUUUCCGCUGGAUGGGGCCUAAAGGGUCUGACUGCGGCAUCGUGAAUGUCAAUAUUCCUACAAGCGGAGCUGAGAUCGGAGGAGCGUUUGGUGGCGAAAAGCACACUGGUGGCGGAAGAGAAUCGGGCAGCGAUUCCUGGAAGCAGUACAUGAGGCGCUCCACCUGUACAAUAAACUACAGCAAGGAUCUUCCCCUGGCUCAGGGCAUUAAGUUUGAGUGAAGCCUUCAAGUGCAUUUUAGCAACACUAAGUCUUUGUAGUUUACCUGAUGUUAACCUGUGCAAAAGAUUUGUCUUUGCAUUUAGUUAGGUCAGCGAGAAUUAAGCAAAACUUUCAAGUAGUAUUUAGUUACGAAUGUUGAUACUAAUCCUAAAUAUGAAACGAGUUUGAAUAAUAUUUUUGUUAAAGGUCAAAUGCUUUUCUCACAAAAAUGUUCAUGUGAGCUUCUCUUCAAGCACUUAAAGUUCUGCUUGGUAGCUGAGUGACUGUACCUGAUUCUUCAUACUGUUUAAAAUAAAUAAAUAAAUAAAAUGUACCUGUUUUGGAAGAAAAAUGU